Ilex paraguariensis (yerba mate) is the source of this 612-nucleotide messenger RNA. NCBI's taxonomy places the organism in Eukaryota, Viridiplantae, Streptophyta, Magnoliopsida, Aquifoliales, Aquifoliaceae. The record is from the annotation of a GenBank genome assembly.
AUGCACUUCAAAGUAUUUUGGGCUCAUAUUCGAACCUUUCGUGGGAGGGUGCUAGAGACCAUUCUUAGUCUUCGAUUUUUUAUUUUCCAGUAUGGCAUUGUCUACAAGCUAAAUAUACAAGCCAAUGAUACAUCAUUAACGGUUUAUGGGUUGUCAUGGAUUGUAUUUGCAGUGCUUAUAAUCCUUUUCAAGGUAUUCACCUUCAGCCAGAAGAUAUCGGUUAAUUUUCAGCUGCUGCUGCGCUUUAUCCAAGGCCUCUCAUUCCUGCUUGCACUUGCUGGUUUAGCCGUUGCUGUUGUAUUAACAAAUCUGUCUGUCCCGGAUAUAUUUGCUUGCAUCUUAGCAUUUGUACCCACUGGAUGGGGAAUUCUUUCUAUCGCUGCGGCUUGGAAACCUGUGAUGAAGAAGCUUGGAUUGUGGAAAUCCAUACGUUCAAUUGCCCUCUUAUAUGAUGCUGGGAUGGGGAUGCUUAUCUUCAUCCCCAUUGCACUCUUUUCGUGGUUCCCAUUCAUAUCAACAUUCCAAACCCGACUUAUGUUCAACCAAGCGUUUAGUCGAGGGCUGGAGAUCUCUCUAAUCCUUGAUGGUAACAACCCCAAUACUGGUUUAUGA